UGCGCGGAGCGCUGCGCGGCCAGUGCGCGGCGGCGGCGGGGAUGGGCGGCGCGGCGCUGGCGCUGCUGCUGCUGCUGCUGGCGGCGGGGCCGUGCGCGGCGCAGUACGAGGAGUACAGCGUGCGCGGGUUCCCCGCGGCCGCGCUGGAGCCGCUGCAGCGCGCCUACGCGCGGGCGCUGGCGCAUUACGCGGGUGCGGAGUGGGCGGAGAGCGCCCGGGAGCUGGAGGCCAGUCUGCGCCUUCACCGCCUGCUCCGCGACAGCGAGGCGCAUUGUCACCGCCGCUGCGCCGCGCCCGCGGAAGGGGACCCCGCAGAGGAGCCCCCCGCGGAGGAGGAGCCCGCGGCGUGGGAGUGGGAGCGGGAGCUGCAGCUCUUCGGGCAGCUGCUGCGCCGGGCCGGCUGCCUGCGCGCCUGCAAGCGCGACCUGCCCGUUUUCCAGCUGCGCUACCCCCCCGCGCAAACGCUGCGCGACUUCCAGCGCCGCCAGCCCUACCAGUACCUGCACUACGCGCUCUUCAAGUCAAAUAAGAUCGAGAAAGCGGUGUCUGCUGCCCACACCUUCCUGCAGAAGAACCCCAACCAUGAGAUGACUUUGAGGUACCUGAACUAUUACAGGACAAUGCUGGAUGUGGAUGAAUACCUGGUCGACCUGGAGGCUCAGCCCUACGAGCCGAUAUUCGUGCGGUCGGUGAAGCUGUACAACAACGGGGAUUUCCGGAGCAGCGCGGCCGACAUGGAGCAGGCGCUGGCCGAGUACUACAAGGCGUACGAGGACUGCCUGGCCGGCUGCGAGGGCGCCUACGAGCUGCAGGAGUUCAAGGACUUCUACCCCGCCAUCGCAGACCACUUUGUGAGCGUGCUGCAGUGCAAGGUGGACUGCGAGACCGAGCUCACCCCCAACGUGGGCGGCUACUUUGUGGAGAAGUUUGUGGCCACCAUGUACCACUACCUGCAGUUUGCCUACUACAAGCUGAACGACGUGCGGGACGCGGUGCGCAGUGUCUCCAGCUACAUGCUCUUCGACCCGGGCGAUGCCGUGAUGCAGCAGAACCUGGUCUAUUACCGCUUCCACCGCGAGCGCUGGCGCCUGCAGGAGCAGGACUUCGAGCCUCGGCCGGAAGCCGCACGCUACCACAACCGGACAGCCGCCCAGAAGAAGAUGCUGGAGUUCGCCAGGCAGUACCUGCAGGCUGACGAUGAGAUGGAGGUGGACGGCAGCGAGGGGCUGGAGACGCAGGACCUGCCCUCCGACGGCGAGUUCGAGGGUGAAGGUGACUACGAGGAGGGCUUCUUCGCAGACUGGUGGCAGGAGCCCAAGACCAAAGGGGACAAAGCUGACCAAGAGACCCUGCAGUGAGCCAGGCGAAGGGGCGCCUGGCUCCAGCGGAACUGGACAGCGGUGGCUCUGCGAUGCCAUCCCAGGGACACCGGGCUUGGGGCUCCUGCCGGCCGUCAUGCAGAACCUCAGACUCGCAGGGAAGGCUGGCUUUGCCAUCUGGACUUCUGCUGCCCUGAGCACAGCCUGAUUCCCUUCGGUGGAGCCCCGGCACCGCCAAACCUCCCCACCUACUCCGGACCUCGCCCUGGGCCGCCACUGUCCCCGGUGUCCCCAGGAGCCCUGGCUUGUGGCAGUGCCCUGCAACACUGGGGUUCUGUGAGUGGUGCAUGAGGACCGACUUCAUGUUGUUUUGAGGGGCUCAGGGGUGUCCCGCUCUGGGAGCAAUUCACGGUGCUGCCGGAGCCAGGCGUGUGUGCUGGUUCUGCCACUGCUCAGGGCUCCCGGGGGCUCCUGCCCUGGUGCCUCCAGCCUCCCAUCUGCCCUGCCAGCCCCCGGAGCCCAGGGUCCCUUUGGAGCCCACGGCUCGGUGCUAUGACGGGUUUCCCGGUGUGCUGGCAUCCCCGUGCCGCUGUGUGGCUGCAGCCCGGCGGGGCUGCGUCGCCCGUGCCCUGCAUGUGCCUUCAAUUGUCACCACACCAGCCCUCUGUAGCCUUAAGCUCCGUUAAUUUAAUACUUCCCGACUUGCACAGUCGCUUUUUUUGUUUUAUAUUUACUGGUGCUGAACUUUUUAAAUAAAAUCCAGACCAGUCUUUUCA
Molecule: messenger RNA, 2095 nt
Organism: Columba livia (rock pigeon)
Lineage: Eukaryota; Metazoa; Chordata; Aves; Columbiformes; Columbidae
Gene: P3H4
Product: prolyl 3-hydroxylase family member 4 (inactive)
Exons: 8
Coding region: 42-1358 (438 amino acids)
Biological process (GO): peptidyl-lysine hydroxylation; collagen fibril organization
Cellular component (GO): endoplasmic reticulum
Molecular function (GO): collagen binding; protein binding
Source: RefSeq, a predicted model, not a curated record